AUGCCUACUUUAAUGCUCUCCAGUAGCAAGACAUUUACCAAUGAAAAACCUCCACUAAUUCAUCCAAAUGAUCAGCUUGAGCGUCAAUUAAAGCAAGAAGGAUCAAUUGAAGCAGCCUAUCAAUUGGCGCCGACCACAGAGUACACACAUGAUGCGCAAGGAAAGUGCUUUAACUGUGACAAGAUUGCCAACUACUAUCUCGCUGCACUUCGAUUGAACAAGAGUAAGCAGCCAAUGCAGUUGAACGCAUUGUUAUUGGCUGUUGUCCAGCAAACCAUUGCAUUGAUACAGUGUCAUGUUGAUAUCUCCAGAGCAACACAUUUGCCAUGGCUACCUGUGCUGAUGACUGAACUUCGUGAAUUGGGUAAAUUAGUCAAGGAUGACAGCACACAGGCAGACAGAUACAUCCCCUUAUCGUUACCUGUGAAUGUAAGUACCCGUUGCCAACAAGCACUCUCCAUGCGCGAGGAAUAUGGCCGCACUAUCCGCAUAUCCAUCUACCACUGCCGUGCCAAUCUGUGCGAAGAUAUGGAUUUAAAUAAGUCAAUCACCUAUUACCGUAAAUGUCUGGCUGUGCAUCCAACUCAUUUGGACUUCCAACAGCAAAAACUCCAACACUCUGCCAAGAUAGCUCUUGAGCAUUUAAUUGCCGAUCAGCUCAAGGACGACAGUAGCACGAUAAGACCCAAACUACCAUCCAGAACAUCCUCUGUUUCCAGCGGUGCAUCAUCGUCAUGCUCCAUGUCGUGCUCUAACUGUGGUGUUGAGAAAAGGGGGAUGCCAGUGUGUUCCAAAUGCAAAUCACAAUACUAUUGCGGUAUUCGCUGUCUCAAGGCCCACAAGCCAGUGCAUGAUUUGGAAUGUCGCCAAUACUAA
Molecule: messenger RNA, 876 nt
Organism: Mucor velutinosus
Lineage: Eukaryota; Fungi; Mucoromycota; Mucoromycetes; Mucorales; Mucoraceae
Exons: 1
Coding region: 1-876 (291 amino acids)
Source: RefSeq, a predicted model, not a curated record